Limulus polyphemus (Atlantic horseshoe crab) is the source of this 2461-nucleotide messenger RNA. RefSeq lists its product as uncharacterized. The transcript is spliced from 3 exons. The record is from RefSeq and is a predicted model, not a curated record. Bases 237 to 1217 code for a protein of 326 amino acids. Lineage: Eukaryota; Metazoa; Arthropoda; Merostomata; Xiphosura; Limulidae.
GUGCUCAAGGUUGAGCAACACGCGCGUGACGUUAGUACGUGUUAGUUGUGAUCACAGUUUUCCUCUUUCGUCAUUCUAAUUAAAUUUGAAAAGCUGAAUCUUUACGAAACCAUUUGACAGGAGAGAGAGAGAGAUAAAGUUACCCCAGCCUUUCCCAAGAAACCCCACUAGUUAUCCAUCUCCAUCACAUGCUAAUGACGGCCAUCUUAACGCUUUUAUGUAAUUAAAGAUCAAAAAUGUAUUCCAUACCAAAGGAAAAUAUUAGAAUGAAAACGGGCGUCUUAAGAAACGCGGCUACUCAAACACCGAGGGGGCAAUGUGACGCUGAAAAUUUUCAUAGCGGAAGCCUAAUAAGUCUAGAAAAUCAUCUAACUUGGACGGUUUGUUUUAAUGAUGAAGAAGCAGCGGUGGACAUUAUAAGUCCACAAGUUCAGUUAGGGCAACGUUAUAGUGAUAUAAAGAAUACCUUUACUGAUCAAGAACUGGCUGAAAUAAGUACAAAAGAAAGUGGCAGCUUACAUCGCCAGCGCACAGAAAACGGUGUCGGGUUUCUGCACAACAGAGCAACGUUACCAGGCCUAACGUCAAACCACUUUAAAGUCGCCAGUUCCCAGGAAGAAUGCCACAAACCAGACCAACUCUCGCUAGAUGACAUCCACAUAACAAUGCUAUCCGUAGAAGACUCCAGUCCUCAACAGUGUUCUGCUCCAAACUUGAUGGUAGAGGAAGGUGACAAUGUGUAUACCGUUUGUGGAGAAACGGUAAAAAAUACAACAGACCUCCAAAAUGAGAUUAAAAAUGACACGAAUAACGUAAACCCAGGUGUAGUUACAAGUGUCGGUCCGGUAAUACUGUACCCACAAUCGCCAUCUUUAGAGAAGAAACGCAGAUGGGUCCAGGCCGUUUCAGAAUCGUGUUCUUUGGUUUUCUUUAUUGGAUUUGUCAUCUUAUCCAUCUUAACCCCGUGGUUAUGCAUUCCGUCAUAUGUAAUUGACACCAAGGAACAAACCACUUUUCAGAUCCUAAUGUUUAGUCUGGUUGUUGUCUCGUUUGGUUUACUCUUCGUCGGUUGUAUUAUUGGUAACUUUUACUGGCGUUACGAAGAAAAAAGCAAAACCUGGCGUCCAAUUCUCCACUGUGGUAAAGGACCAAACCAUAAUUGGGGGUGGUUCUUCUCAAGUGAACCUACCAGACUCAAAGAGGGAGAAAUUGUCUAACAGAGACUUUUUUUCCUCAAACUGAAAUCAAACCAAUAUUUUUGUAUCACCAUAGAAGCUCCAUACAAUUAAAACAAAAAAUACGUUAGAAAUACCUUUUUCUGAAAAAAAUAGCAGUCUUUAAUGUUUAGUUCUUAUGCAAGUUUAUCGUUUUAAGGGCAUGUAUUUUUUUACCCUAAAUUGUGUUAACAUAUUGGUUCUUCGGAAAGGGAAUUCCAAGGGACUUUGGAAUGUUCAAAUAGCCUGGCUAGCAGUAUAAUUGCUGACUUUUCUAAUUUUUUAAAAUCUUGACAAAAAUCCCCCUGUAAUCAUCUGAGCAAGAUGCAAUGGUAUAACGUUCAGAAGUAAUAUUUAAAAAUUUUUCUUCUCAUUCACACUAUUAGAGUUUAAACUGAUUAUUGACUAACCAGGCAACAAAUCACUGUUUCAUCUCUCUGAAAACACUGAUGAUGUAGAAUCCAGUACUUAUUGGAGGAUUGGCAAAUAAGACACAUAGUACAAGAAAGACGCAUAAUACGUGACAAGGAAAAGUUGGUCCCAAAACAAGAAAGAAUAGGAAGAUGAUGUACUAAACCACUUCUUUCUGAUUGUUCGUCUGUUUCUUCGAUAUCAUCAUCUGGAAUAAACCUGUAGGUUAGAGAAAGACAGAGGAAAUGGUUCUUUUUGUCAAUAAUUUAAGAAAGAAAUAAAGUUUUCACUUUGACAAGAGUUCAGUAUGAAAUAUACACAAUGUGUUGAGCAGCUGUAAUCAAGAUAAAGAGCUCUUAAUUGCCAAUAUUUUCUAUAGGUUGCUAUUUUUAACCUUUGCAGACAGACUAACACAGUUGAGAGCAGUAUUGGAGUCAUGUCACCUAGUGGGCAGUUGAUGGGUAUUAUACUGAAAACCCUCUAGUUACUUAGUAACACAAGAUAACAGUAGUUGAAUGUUAGUGACAGACCUUCUAGUUACUUAGUAACACAAUAUGACAGUAGUUGAAUGUUAGUGAUAAACCUUCUAGUUACUUAGUAACACAAUAUGACAGUAGUUGAAUGUUAGUGACAGACCUUCUAGUUACUUAACCUUCUAGGUUACUUAGUAACACAAUAUGACAGUAGUUAAAUGUUAGUGACAGACCUUCUAAGUUACUUAGUAACACAAUAUGACAGUAGUUAAAUGUUAGUGACAGACCUUCUAGUUACUUAGUAACACAAUAUGACAGUAGUUGAAUGUUAGUGAUAAACCUUCUAGUUACUUAGUAACACAA